Molecule: messenger RNA, 405 nt
Organism: Pantherophis guttatus
Lineage: Eukaryota; Metazoa; Chordata; Lepidosauria; Squamata; Colubridae
Source: RefSeq, a predicted model, not a curated record
UACACAGAAAGAAGACACUCAUGGAAGUUGUUAGUUUUCAUGGAGUUGCUGUUAAUAUUGAUGCCUCGAGUGGUGUGCAAGGAUCCUAGCCUUCAAUGUGACCUUCAGGAGCCUGUUCCUAUUCGUCACACGUAUCAUCAGCUUGGAGACAUCAACAUUGCUGGCAUUAUAUCUGCAUUGUUUACAUUUUCAGAUCCCAUUGAUUUCAGUCAACAUCCUUCUCAGGCACUUCAGGAGGGAGCUGUAAUAUAUUUUCAGAAUUACCAGCAUGUCCUGGCUUUAGCGUUUACUCUAAAAGAGAUCAAUAAACAUUGUCAGAUCCUACCCAAUGUCACGUUGGGCUUCCAUAUUUUUAACAGCCAUUUCAGUCCAAGCUGGACUUACUUCAACGUUUGGCUACAGUGA